Molecule: messenger RNA, 744 nt
Organism: Vicia faba (fava bean)
Lineage: Eukaryota; Viridiplantae; Streptophyta; Magnoliopsida; Fabales; Fabaceae
Source: the annotation of a GenBank genome assembly
AUGAAUGUUCUAUUAUGUUACAUCAACACAUUAAACAGAUUCUAUGAUAUAUCUGCUGUGGAAGUAGGUCAACAUUUCUAUUGGAAAAUAGGGGAUUUUCAAGUGCAUGCUCAAGUACUUAUUACCUCUUGGGUUGUAAUUGCUAUCUUAUUAAUUUCAACCAUUCUAGUUGUUAGAAAUCCGCAAACUAUUCCCACGUCUGGUCAGAAUUUUUUUGAAUAUGUCCUUGAAUUCAUUCGAGACGUGAGCAAAACUCAGAUUGGAGAAGAAUAUGGUCCAUGGGUUCCAUUUAUUGGAACUCUGUUUUUAUUUAUUUUUGUUUCGAAUUGGUCAGGGGCCCUUUUGCCUUGGAAAAUUAUAAAGUUACCUCAUGGAGAGUUAGUUGCACCCACAAAUGAUAUAAAUACUACUGUUGCAUUAGCUUUACUUACGUCAGUAGCCUAUUUCUAUGCGGGUAUUUCAAAAAAGGGAUUGGCUUAUUUUGGUAAAUACAUCCAACCAACGCCAAUCCUUUUACCGAUUAACAUCUUAGAAGAUUUCACAAAACCCUUAUCACUUAGUUUUCGACUUUUUGGAAAUAUAUUAGCGGAUGAGUUAGUAGUUGUUCUUCUUGUUUCGUUAGUACCUUUAGUAGUUCCUAUACCUGUUAUGUUCCUUGGAUUAUUUACAAGUGGUAUUCAAGCUCUUAUUUUCGCUACUUUAGCUGCGGCGUAUAUAGGUGAAUCCAUGGAAGGGCAUCAUUGA